This is a messenger RNA of Entrophospora candida, 333 nucleotides long. Lineage: Eukaryota; Fungi; Glomeromycota; Glomeromycetes; Entrophosporales; Entrophosporaceae. The record is from the annotation of a GenBank genome assembly.
AUGGAUCAAAAUUAUUCCGACGAUACCAAUAAUAAUAUCGAUUUUAACAAUAAUAUUGAUAUUAAUGAUGUUGAUGUUAAUAGUCAAGAUUUUUUUCCUAAUAAUUACGACAAUUACGAUAAUCAAACCGCCGCCCAUUACCACAAUACUUAUUACAAUAAUCUCGGUCACCAAAACAGCCAGAACUCUGUCGAAAAUAAUUACAUUGAUCAAAACUCCAACGACGAUAAUUUAAUUCAUCAAAUUAAUCCUGCCAACCAAAACUCGGAUGUUGUCGGUAAUGGUUUCGUUGAUCAAAGCUUCACUGGAAUGAUCAACAAUGAUAACAAUGAU